Messenger RNA from Andrographis paniculata, 1252 nucleotides. Its product is annotated as protein MIZU-KUSSEI 1-like. Bases 191 to 1078 code for a protein of 295 amino acids. Gene Ontology annotation, biological process: hydrotropism. Lineage: Eukaryota; Viridiplantae; Streptophyta; Magnoliopsida; Lamiales; Acanthaceae. The transcript has a single exon. The record is from RefSeq and is a predicted model, not a curated record.
CUCACUUUCCAUUGCACAUCGAAUACAUACAUAUAUAUAUAUAUGCUAUAUAUAUAUACACACACCACCAUAAGUUAGUGCACUCAAAUCAUCAGCACUCAAAACCCCACUUCAUCUUCUACUUCAAAAUUCCCACUUUCCAAUAUAUAUGUCCCAAUAAAACAGCAGUAGUGGUAGAGGAGUUUAAGAGAUGUCUGCAGUGAGACAAUACUCAGAUCAAAUGAUGAUUCCGAUUCCCAAUUCAAUAAUUCUGCCAAGAAGCAGCAGCUGCAAUAGCACCACUAAAAUCAUUCCGCCCAACUACGCCAGCUCUACGGCGUCGUUUCGUUCCCCUCAAGAUCAAUAUCCGCCGGAGGACGACCACUUCCGCCGCCGCCGCCGCUCCAUCGUCCCCAGCAGCGCCGCCAAAGAUCGGAUUAACGGUACAUUCUCCAAUUUCCUUCGAUCGAUCCUCUCCAUCUUCACUUUUCCUUCCAUUCUCCCCGCCUGCCGGUGGCUCGGCAUUAAUCCGGCGACGGCGCAGCUUUCUAUCGGCGGCGGCGGCCGCUCCCUCGGCCGGAAAGUCACCGGCACUUUGUUCGGCCACCGCCGCGGCCAUGUUAGCUUCGCCGUGCAGGAUGACCCGAGAUCCCCGCCGGUUUUCGUGAUCGAGCUGGCGGUGUCGACGGCGGCGCUGGUGAAGGAGAUGUCGUCCGGGCUGGUGAGGAUAGCCCUGGAGUGCGAAAAGCCGGCGCCGCCGGGUCGCGGCGGAAGGGCGGCGGCGGCGGCGGUGAGGUUGUUCGGGGAGCCGGUUUGGUCGAUGUACUGCAACGGCAGGAAGUGCGGGUACGCGCUGGCGAGAGCGUGCACCGGAUCGGACUGGCACGUGCUGAGCACGUGCCAGAGCGUGUCCGUCGGGGCGGGGGUGAUUCCGGUGGUGGACGACGGAGGGAAGGGCGGCGCGUGGGAGGGUGAGUUGCUUUAUAUGAGGGCCCGAUUCGAGCGAGUCGUGGGGAAUCGUGACUCGGAAGCUUUCUAUAUGCUCAACCCGGACGGCAAUGGCGGACCCGACCUCAGUAUUUUCUUGCUUAGAAUUUAAUUAAUAUAUUUUUAUUUUUUAUUUUUUAUUUUUAUUAAAGGUAGAAAAGUGAAUAUUUUAUUAUGUUGCUUUUGGUUUUAUAUUUGUUGAUUAAGCUUAGUGGCUUGUGAAUGAUCGAUCAUUUCAACUUUUGUAUUUUUUUUGGUAGAUGGUUAAUGCAAUUUGAAUUUUUCG